AUGUCUGUAAAAGCUGCCGCAAAAAUCGGAGUUGAAAUUCCUCGGUUUUGUUACCAUGAGCGUCUGGCAGUUGCAGGAAACUGCAGAAUGUGUCUCGUUGAAAUCGAGAAACAAAUUAAGCCGAUCGCAGCUUGUGCGAUGCCAGUAAUGAAAGGAUGGCGAGUAAAGACAAACUCGGAUUUGACCAAGAAAGCCAGGGAGGGAGUGAUGGAAUUUUUGUUAGUUAAUCAUCCCCUCGAUUGUCCGAUUUGCGAUCAGGGUGGCGAGUGCGACCUUCAGGACCAGAGUAUGGCAUUUGGAAGUGACAGAAGUCGAUUUGUUGACAUUAAUUUCAGUGGAAAAAGAGCCGUCGAGGACAAGGACAUCGGACCUUUAAUUAAAACUGUAAUGACUCGUUGCAUCCACUGUACCCGGUGCAUCCGAUUUGCUUCCGAAGUCGCUGGUAUCGACGAUUUAGGAACCACCGGAAGAGGAACCGAUAUGCAG
Belonocnema kinseyi is the source of this 486-nucleotide messenger RNA. Its product is annotated as NADH-ubiquinone oxidoreductase 75 kDa subunit, mitochondrial-like. Gene Ontology annotation, cellular component: membrane. Gene Ontology annotation, biological process: ATP synthesis coupled electron transport. Gene Ontology annotation, molecular function: NADH dehydrogenase (ubiquinone) activity; iron-sulfur cluster binding. The annotation marks the transcript as partial. Lineage: Eukaryota; Metazoa; Arthropoda; Insecta; Hymenoptera; Cynipidae. The record is from RefSeq and is a predicted model, not a curated record. The transcript has 3 exons.